Punica granatum (pomegranate) is the source of this 3687-nucleotide messenger RNA. Lineage: Eukaryota; Viridiplantae; Streptophyta; Magnoliopsida; Myrtales; Lythraceae. The record is from RefSeq and is a predicted model, not a curated record.
CGAUGAUUUUGAGGAGGAGAAACGGAAUGGCCCGCAAGUAGAUAAUGCAGACGGUUCUUCUUCAACGCCUCACCAUUAAAUUAAUCCUCCACCACUCAAAAAAAAAAAACAAAUUUGUCGGAAAAUUUCUCUACCCACAAAGCGGAGAGCGCGCCUUCGAGUUCAGAGACAUGCUUGGUGAUUAACUCUGCUUCUUGCCUCCCCCAGUCAGCUGCAGAGAAAGGAAAACCAUGAAACUCCUUUCCCCUCCAUCUUCCUUGGCGCGCACCUCCAACUCCGUCUUACUGUUUUCGUCCAGCCGAAAACUGCCAAGACCCAGCUCGGGGAAGGUUCGGGUCUUCCACUGGAAGCCCAAAGGUGUCGUCUUGGCAAGGAGAAUGGUGGUGAGGGCGUGCGCCACAAAGGUGGAAGAGAAGCCCCCGGAAGGGACCUCCUCUACGGGCAAGUGGGGGAAGGUGUCUGCCGUGCUGUUCGACAUGGACGGAGUGCUAUGCAACAGCGAGGAGCCAUCGCGAAUGGCGGGAGUUGAUCUUUUUGCUGAGAUGGGCGUCCAAGUGACAGUCGAGGAUUUUGUGCCGUUCAUGGGUACAGGUGAAGCAAAUUUCUUAGGGGGUGUGGCUAAGGUUAAAGGGGUUGAGGGAUUUGAUCCAGAGGCAGCGAAGAAGAGGUUCUUUGAGAUAUAUCUGGAUAAGUAUGCGAAACCAAAUUCUGGAAUUGGAUUCCCAGGUGCCCUCGAACUCAUUACUCAGUGUAAAAGCAAAGGCCUGAAAGUUGCUGUUGCCUCUAGUGCUGACCGUAUCAAGGUCGAUGCAAAUUUAGCUGCUGCAGGCUUACCAUUGUCAUUGUUUGAUGCAAUUGUGUCAGCAGAUGCUUUUGAGAAUUUGAAGCCUGCUCCAGACAUAUUUCUAGCUGCUUCAAGGAUCUUGGAUGUGCCCACAGAUGAGUGUAUUGUCAUUGAAGAUGCAUUGGCUGGACUUCAGGCUGCCCAAGCAGCCAGUAUGAGAUGUAUAGUUGUAACUACUACAUUGGCAGCAGAGACUCUAGAAGCGGCUGGCCCAUCUCUAAUCAGAAAAGAAAUAGGAAGUGUUUCCCUUGAGGAUAUUCUCACUGGAGGUUCUGGCAGUCUUAAUGAGAAGACAAAUGGAUCUCACAGUUCACAGGCCCAUAUGGGGACCUCAUCAGAAGAGGAGAGAAGAGACAGUUUGUCAGUCGAGGAUAAAUAUGCUAACAACGGGAAUAUUCCUUCAACUUUGGGGUUGCAGGGUUCUAGGCGAGAUUUAUUGAGAUAUGGAAGUCUGGGUGUAGCUAUCUCCUGUCUCCUAUUUGCAGUCUCAAAUUGGAAGGCAAUGCAGUAUGCAUCCCCUAAAGCAAUUUGGAAUUUGCUAUUUGGAGUCAAUCGCCCAUUUUUUGGACAAGAUCAAGGUCAAUAUCAAGAUGCAAGAGUCCAACAAUUUGUGAAUUAUAUAUCAGACCUUGAAAUAAAGGGAGCUGCUCCUGUCGUGCCAGAAUUUCCAUCGAAGCUUGAUUGGCUUAAUUCAGUCCCUCUUCAGUUUAGAAGGGAUUUGAAAGGAAAAGUGGUGAUUUUGGAUUUUUGGACCUAUUGCUGCAUAAAUUGCAUGCACGUGUUACCGGAUCUGGAAUUCUUGGAGAAAAAAUACAAAGAUAUGCCGUUUGCUGUGGUGGGGGUUCAUUCUGCAAAGUUCGAUAAUGAGAAAGAUUCAGAAGCAAUUCGCAAUGCAGUGUUACGCUAUGGCAUCACCCAUCCUGUUGUGAAUGAUGGAGAUAUGUAUCUGUGGCGGGAAUUGGGAGUAAAUUCAUGGCCUACAUUUGCUGUUGUUGGGCCAAAUGGUAAGCUCCUGGCACAGCUAGCUGGAGAAGGGCGCCGAAAGGAUCUUGACGAUUUAGUUGAAGCAGCUCUGAUCUACUAUGGUGGAAAGAAGCUCCUAGAUAACUCACCAUUACCACUGAGCUUGGAGAAAGAUAACGAUCCUCGCUUAUCUAUAUCCCCUCUGAAAUUCCCAGGAAAGUUGGCAAUUGAUGUUCUCAACAGUCGGCUUUUCAUCUCAGACAGUAACCAUAACCGCAUAGUGGUAACGGAUUUAGCUGGGAAUUUUAUUGUCCAAAUUGGGAGCACUGGAGAGGAGGGCCUAAGUGAUGGUUCCUUUGAUGAAGCCACUUUCAAUCGCCCUCAAGGGUUAGCUUACAAUCCGAAGAAAAACAUUCUUUAUGUUGCAGACACCGAGAAUCACGCUUUAAGGGAAAUUGAUUUCGUUAACGAAACAGUGAGAACUCUCGCUGGAAAUGGAAAGAAAGGGUCAGAUUAUGAGGGUGGAGGCAAAGGAAAGAAUCAGCUGCUCAAUUCUCCUUGGGACGUAUGCUUUGAGCCGGUGAAUGAGAAGGUUUACAUUGCAAUGGCCGGUCAACAUCAGAUCUGGGAGCACGACACAGUAGACGGAGUUACUAAAGCUUUUAGUGGCAACGGCUACGAGAGGAACUUAAAUGGGUCAAGCCCUUCAAACACUGCAUUUGCACAACCUUCAGGGAUAUCAUUGUCGCCAGAUUAUAAAGAGGCCUACAUAGCAGACAGUGAGAGUAGCUCAAUCCGGGCAGUUGAUCUGAAAUCGGGAGGGUCAAGGUUACUUGCAGGUGGUGAUCCAGUCUUCUCUGAAAACCUGUUCAGGUUUGGAGAUCAUGAUGGAAUAGGGUCUGAUGUGCUCCUUCAACAUCCUUUGGGAGUCUUAUAUGCAAAGGAUGGUCAGAUUUACAUAGCAGAUAGUUACAAUCAUAAGAUCAAGAAAUUAGAUCCAUCAAGUAAACGAGUCACAACAAUAGCUGGGACAGGGAAAGCAGGUUUUCGGGAUGGAACACCACUCUCUGCUCAGCUUUCAGAGCCAGCAGGGAUUGUUGAAGGAGAAAAUGGGAGACUGUACAUUGCUGAUACAAACAACAGCCUGAUCAGGUAUCUCAAUCUAAACAAACAAGGAGCUGAACUUCUUACUCUCGAGCUGAAAGGAGUGAAGCCUCCUAUGGCAAAACCGAAAACUUUGAGACGGCUCAGGAGUCGAGUCUCCACUGACUCACUGACUGUUAAGGUUGACGGCAUUUCAUCCAAUGAAGGAAACCUCCGUCUGCAGAUCUCAUUGCCCGAAGGGUACCAUUUCUCGAAGGAAGCUCGAAGUAAGUUCGCCGUCGACACAGAGCCAGAAGGUGCAGUAUCGAUUGAUCCCUUGGAUGGAGAACUUGACCCACAAGGAUCUUCAGUUCUUCAUUUUAAGAAGGCCUCCCCUUUGGCUUCAACGGGACGAGUAUUUUGCAAGAUUUACUACUGCAAGGAAGACGAGGUCUGUUUAUACCAGGCUGUGGCUUUCGAGGUCCCAUUUCAGGAGGCAGUUGACGACUCUAACACUGCAGAUAAAGUUAUAGCCUAUACCGUGAAGCCGAGAUCUUCCCCGAGCAGCUUCCAACUACCCGAUUCCCGCCAACCACAUUUGGAGGAUACCAUAUGAUAUCGAAAAGUUACAUCUUAGAUUUCUCCUCCUUUGUUCACUUGAUAUACCAUCACAUGACUUGUAUACAUGAAAGGGGGUAAUUCCAUAAAUUGGUCCAAAAAGAAAUUAUUACGACGUAAUUAGAACUGAAUAUGAAAUUAAUUCUUUGUUAACAAAUAUAUAAUCGUCAUUAUCAUCA